Amaranthus tricolor (Joseph's coat) is the source of this 1926-nucleotide messenger RNA. Its product is annotated as aspartyl protease family protein 2. NCBI's taxonomy places the organism in Eukaryota, Viridiplantae, Streptophyta, Magnoliopsida, Caryophyllales, Amaranthaceae. The record is from RefSeq and is a predicted model, not a curated record. The transcript has a single exon. Gene Ontology annotation, biological process: proteolysis. Gene Ontology annotation, molecular function: aspartic-type endopeptidase activity. Bases 240 to 1694 code for a protein of 484 amino acids.
AACAAAAUGCACCGUUUAUUGAAAAAUAAAUCAAUCACACCUCCAAAUUACAAACCGCCAAAAUCCAAUUUUCACUAAUUUUUGUCCUCCGCCAUAAAUUACUCUCUACAUUGUUUACUUAUAUAAACUCACUUUAUCUGAACCUACUCUUCCCAUUUCCAUGUGAUCUUCUCCUGUCCUUCUUUCUUCUACCUUUACUUUUAUUUCUACCUCCAUUUAUUUUCUUUCAAGUUUCAGCCAUGGAAACUGGAAGAAAACCCACCAUUUUUCUCUCCUUUUUCAUCUUCGUCCUUUCACUUUCUCUCUCUUCUUGUUUAGAACUACAAACCCUUGUCCUAAAUUCACUCCCUAAACCCACAAAUCUCCACCCAGAUUGGACUGAAUCAGCUCAAACCCAAACCCAACAAGAAGAAACCGAGCUGUUCGGGGCAACAGAUUCAACCGUUGCACUCCGAUUAGAGCAUUUAGAUGCUUUAGCAUCGCAUUUGAGCCCGGAAGAGUUAUUCUCUCUCAGGCUCAAACGAGAUGAGACCCGAGCAAAAUCAAUUUUUGCUCGGGUCAAAGGUGGCCUGCCUCGCGGAAGAAAUGCGAGCCGUCCCCGAAGCGCGCGAAGCGGGUUUAGUAGCUCAGUCGUUUCCGGGCUUUCACAAGGAAGCGGAGAGUACUUCACUCGGCUUGGAGUGGGGACCCCACCAAGGUACAUGUAUAUGGUGUUAGAUACCGGAAGCGACGUUGUUUGGAUCCAAUGUCUUCCUUGUAGAAAAUGCUAUGAUCAAACAGACCGGAUUUUUAACCCGGCUAAAUCCGGAUCAUUCCGGUCUAUUCCUUGCCGGUCUAAGCUUUGUAACCAGUUGGAUCAACCCGGAUGUAUACGACGUGGAAAUAAAUGCGCGUACCAGGUGUCGUACGGUGAUGGGUCGUUCACCAUGGGAGAGUAUGCUACCGAAACGAUGACGUUUCGGAGAAAUAAGGUACCAAACGUUGCGCUUGGUUGUGGGCAUGAUAAUGAAGGUCUUUUUGUUGGUGCAGCCGGUUUACUCGGUUUAGGUCGUGGUAAAUUAUCUUUUCCUUCUCAAACCGGUAGACGGUUCGGGAACAAAUUCUCUUAUUGUUUGGUAGACCGAACAUCUUCAAGUAAACCGUCGUCUGUAGUUUUCGGGUCCGUGGUUUCUAGAACCGCGGUUUUCACCCGAUUAAUUUCUAACCCGAAAUUAGACACUUUUUAUUACGUGGAAUUAGUUGGGAUUAGUGUUGGUGGGACCCGUGUCCGCGGAAUUACCAGAGAGCUUUUUAAGAUUGAUGACACUGGUAAUGGUGGGGUUAUUGUGGAUUCGGGUACGUCAGUUACCCGCUUAACCCGACCUGCUUACAUCGCAUUAAGGGAUGCAUUUCGGUUCGGAGCAUCCAGCUUAAAAUCCGCUCCAGAAUUCUCGUUGUUCGACACGUGUUACGACUUAUCGGGUAAAACCGAAGUUCGAGUGCCUACCGUGGUAAUGCACUUUAACGGGGCGGAUGUGUCGUUACCGGCGGCCAAUUACUUAAUCCCGGUCGAUACGUCGGGUCGGUUUUGUUUCGCUUUUGCGGGGACAAUGAGCGGGUUGUCCAUAAUAGGGAAUAUCCAACAACAAGGCUUUCGGGUUAGCUUUGAUGUUGCUAGCGGUCAUGUCGGGUUUGCCCCGAAUGCUUGUACUUGAAUUAAUUUUCUAUUUUUUUUGAAAUAUAUUAAUUUUCUUUUUACAAAAUAUUGUAAGAAGAGAUGUACUUGCAAAAAAGAAAAGAAAAGUAGUGGAAAAUUAGAAAGAUAAAAGAUGUGUUGAUUAGUGUGCCACUAUCUAAGCAUGUAAUGCUUCACAUGAGGGGAAUAUGUGUCCUCCAGCUGUGGUAAAGAUUAAAGUUAGAUAUAAAGAGAAUAGUAGAAUUUAGUAA